This is a messenger RNA of Paramecium tetraurelia, 1110 nucleotides long. RefSeq lists its product as uncharacterized. NCBI's taxonomy places the organism in Eukaryota, Ciliophora, Oligohymenophorea, Peniculida, Parameciidae. The record is from RefSeq and is a predicted model, not a curated record. Gene Ontology annotation, molecular function: phosphatase activity. Gene Ontology annotation, biological process: phosphatidylinositol dephosphorylation. The transcript has 2 exons.
AUGAACAAUAAAUCUAUUAAUCAACAAGACCAUCUCCCCUUCCCCUUAUUUAACCACAGGUUUUUCAGUGAGUUCUCAUAGGAUUCGAAAUUAAUUGGACAUCUCAAUUAAGAAAUGCUACACCUCAAUCAUAAGUGUUCCUACAAAUGGAUGAACUAACCGAAGUUAGAAUGGACUCUAGAUAAUGAUAUCAAAAUACUUGUGAUUACAUGGAAUAUGCAUGGGAUUAUACCUGGUUACCCUUUAAAGAGACUUUUUAAUGUUGAAUAAGUCCAUCAUGAUUUAAUUGUAGUGGGAACUUAAGAAUGUUCCAGGAGCAUAGCUGUAUCACUCUUAUGCGAAUCAAAAGGAAGUUGGGAAUCAAAAUUGAAAGAAGAACUAGGAAAAAAUUACGUUAAAGUCCAAUCCACAACACUGAAUGCAAUGCAUCUCAUCGUAUUUGCCCAUGUCCUAUUGAUCCCUAAAAUUAAGAAUGGAAGACCUUAUACACUCUCACAAGGCUUUAUGGGAAUAGUGGGUAAUAAAGGAGGAAUUGCAGUCUCUCUUAAUAUUAAUGAUAAAAUAUUCUUAUUUGCAAACAGUCAUCUUGAAAGUGGAUAGAAUGCAGAGAGUAAAAGGUAAACUCAAUUCUCUAAACUUGAAACUCACUUUGAAAAAGAGGUUUUCUCUAGUCACAAGAAUGUACCAUAUGAUUAUUUGAUCUGGACAGGCGACUUUAAUUCAAGAAUAGAUUAAAAAAUCACAACUUAAACUAUUAGACACCAUUCUGAUUUUUUCAUGUGGCUCUAAAACGAUCAAAUGUAUUAAAGUAGAAAUCAUUCCUAAGAUUAUUAAUCCUAUUUUCAUGAAGGAAUGAUCUUCUUUCCACCCACAUAUAAAAUGUUAGAAUUCCACAAUUAAUGGGCUGUUGGAAAAGAUUUCAGAAUACCUGGAUGGUGUGAUAGAAUUCUAUUUAAGGAAAAUAAAAAAACAAAAACCUUUUCUUCGACACAAGGAUAAAAUGAAAGUGUUACAUAAGAACUUAAAUUAUAAAAUUAUGAUGCAAACUUCGAUAUUCUAGGAAGUGAUCAUAGACCUGUUUUUGCUCAAUUCACAGUUUCCUUUUAAUGA